UAGAAAAUGUGCAAUGAUAAACUGCUCCAACAGUGGAAAGGGAUUGUCCUUCUUUUCGUUUCCCAAGGAAAGAAAAAGGAGAAUGAAAUGGCUCAUAAACAUGAGGCGAAGUGACCUCAGACACUCCAUGUCACACGAGGAGUUAAUGCAGGGGGGCUACGUUGUCUGUGAACUGCAUUUUGAGGAAUGCUUCCUUAAAAAACACAAUGGAAAGGUGGCACUCACCAGAGAUGCCAUCCCCACACUGGUGGAUUGCGACAACCCGCCACCACUUGCCUCCCCACCUCUUAAAAGGCGAAAAAAAAAAGAAGCUAAGCAGAGUCAAUCUGAGGAAGAAGACAGGUAUAUAGACACAGAGGGAGGGACAGAGAAAAGCACAGAGGAGACAGCUGAAAUUAUACCGGAAAGGACAGAGGAGACUCUAGAGACAACAGUUGAAAUGGAGGAAAGGACAGAGGAGAGCGCAGAAGGGACAGUAGAGUCAAAUGGAGGCACCAAAGAACAGGCUGAGGCUCAGGUGACAAUUCUGCACAGCAGUCUCCAAAAGAAGGACCAGGUGAUGUUCUGAGCUUCUUCAAUUUCAAA
Molecule: messenger RNA, 585 nt
Organism: Gadus chalcogrammus (walleye pollock)
Lineage: Eukaryota; Metazoa; Chordata; Actinopteri; Gadiformes; Gadidae
Product: 52 kDa repressor of the inhibitor of the protein kinase-like
Exons: 4
Coding region: 14-568 (184 amino acids)
Molecular function (GO): sequence-specific DNA binding
Source: RefSeq, a predicted model, not a curated record